AUGUGGAAGAACGUCGGCAGCAUCAGCGCUGCAGGUCGCGCCGGUACGGCACAGCCUGGCGAAGAUGAGAAAAGGAGUAUGGAAGUAGAAACCGAUCACGACCCGCCUCCUGCAACUCUCUCCUCUCUCGUCUACGCACGCGCACUCAUGUAUUCUGAGUCAGACUCUCUUCAUACACUGCUUUUCAACCACUCGUUAUCUUCUCUGAUCAGCUGGUACUCCUGA
This is a messenger RNA of Plenodomus lingam JN3, 225 nucleotides long. The record is from RefSeq and is a predicted model, not a curated record. Lineage: Eukaryota; Fungi; Ascomycota; Dothideomycetes; Pleosporales; Leptosphaeriaceae.